Scatophagus argus is the source of this 8189-nucleotide messenger RNA. RefSeq names its product immunoglobulin superfamily, member 9b (gene igsf9b). Bases 658 to 6768 code for a protein of 2036 amino acids. The transcript has 22 exons. Lineage: Eukaryota; Metazoa; Chordata; Actinopteri; Scatophagidae. Gene Ontology annotation, molecular function: protein binding. Gene Ontology annotation, biological process: cell-cell adhesion. The record is from RefSeq and is a predicted model, not a curated record.
GCGCGGCUGUAGUAGGAGGAGGGAACGGUAAUAAUGGGAGGAGAGACACCCAGCACGGACAGAGUUAUCAACAGCAGGGUUACAACUAAACGUGCAGUGUGCCUCCCUUGUGGUGAAACUUGCGUUUGUUUGCAGACAAACGCGCUCUGCGUCGACCCAAAGAGCCAUUUCUACUUAUUUAUGAAGUUGAUGAUAAACUCUCACUUAUGAUUAAAGGUACUUUCAGCAAGUUUGGACAAAGACUGCUGCGGACAUAAAAGCCAAAGCGUGGGAAGUUUAAAUGGACUUUAAAUGGGCUGAUCACGAAGGUGUUCUGGGUUAAUGGAAUUUAUUGAAACCGUAAAGUACUUUCUAGGAAGUCUGAUUACCAUGGAUGUCGAGAAUUGAUGUUAUUUUCUAUUUAUCCACGCUCGGGCUGCGAACAAAAAUGUGACCAUCUGCGUUUUUUCCAAGUCCCUCUUCUUUUUCUUAAAAAAGUCGGCAUUUGUUUUUUUAAAUCUCACUUCCCUCUGGAGAGAGAGAAUAAACAGUUAAAAACUUGGUCUACAAGACGUGUCUUAAAGAAGAACAUCAAUGGAUUGAGAGACUGUACUUUCAGCUUUAAGUGAAAAAGUGCCUCAAGGUUGGGAGAUGUGUGAAGGAGUGUGACGGACGGCCAUGGGACUGGAGGGACGGUGGCUUCAGGCUGUCACUGCUGUAGCCAUCUGUCUGCUAAGUGUGUCUCAAGGUGAGGCAUCAUUGGUCCGUGCCAGAGAGGGGGGCUCUGCAGAGCUGAGCUGCAGUCUCACUCCUACAGCCAAAGAAGCCACCACCCCAAACCUCUUUCCUCUGCAUGUGGUGGAGUGGGUGCGCCUUGGCUACAACGUCCCCAUCCUCAUCAAAUUUGGAGUGUAUGCUCCUCGUGUUCAUCCAAACUACAAGGGCCGUGUGUCGCUGACCCGGGGCGCCUCUCUGCUGGUGGAACGGCUGACCCUGGAGGAUGAGGGCUGGUUCGAAUGCCGCAUCCUGCUCCUGGACAGUGAAAAAGACGACUUUAGGAACGGCACAUGGACCUUCCUCUCCAUCACAGCUCCACCUGUGUUUAUCAAGACACCACCAACUUUCGUGGAGGUUCUGCUCGGAGACUCGCUGACUCUCAGCUGUGGAGCCCAUGGCAACCCUCGACCAACUGUUGUCUGGCAUAAAGACGAGAGCCGAAUUGAGAAACAUGAAAAAAUAAAAGUGCUCAAUGGUUCCUUGUCUUUGGCCUCCGUCACAAGAAAUAUUUCAGGUGUGUACAAAUGUCACGUGUCCAACUCAGAGGGGAACUUGACCCACUCUACGCAGCUGCAGGUCAAAGGACCCCCGAUCAUCAUCAUCUCCCCAGAGGACACCACUCUCAACAUGUCCCAGGAUGCAGUUCUGCAGUGUCAGGCUGACGCCUACCCUUCGAACCUCACCUAUGAGUGGUUGAAACAAGGACAGAAUGUUUACCACAUUGAGUCCCUAAAGUCCAGAGUGAAGGUUUUGGUGGAUGGAACACUUCUUAUCCCUAAUCUCAUCCCAGAAGAUGCUGGCAACUACACCUGCAUCCCAACUAACGGGUUACUGGCACCGCCCUCAGCGUCGGCACAACUGACAGUGAAACAUCCUGCGCGUGUGGUCCGAAUGUCCCGGGAAACGUAUUUACCUGCAGGCAUGGAGGGCGUCAUUGUCUGCCCAGUCCAGGCUGAUCCCCCUGUGCUGUAUGUCAACUGGACCAAAGAUGGGAAUGAUUUGAAUCUUGACAAUUAUCCCGGCUGGAUGGUGAACUCCGAGGGCUCAGUUUUUAUAGCGACAGCCAAUGACAAUGCUGUGGGCAUGUACACGUGUACAGCCUAUAACAGCUAUGGCACCAUGGGCCAGUCAGAGCCCACCCAGGUCAUUUUGAAGGACCCACCUUCAUUCCAAGUGCCUCCGCGGCCUGAGUAUCUCCAGGAGGUGGGCAGAGAAUUGAUUAUCCCCUGUGAGGCCAGUGGAGACCCCACCCCAAACAUAACGUGGAGUAAGAUUGGACCUUCUCCUCGCUCUCAGUACACUGUGUUGGCUAACGGUUCCCUCCUGCUGCAGCCACUCAGUAAAGAUCACCACGGGGGCUGGGAGUGCUUGGCCACUAAUCGUGUAGCGACCGUCAGUGCAGGCACUGUGGUCAUGGUGCUGGGCACCAGUCCACAUGCUGUGUCCGCGGUAUCUGUCACCACAGAGAUGAACCAGGCCAAUGUGUCCUGGGUGCCAGGCUUUGACGGUGGAUACACCCAGAAGUUCACUGUAUGGGUUAAACAGUCAUCCAGAGGAAAACAUGAAUGGGCGUCUUUGCCUGUGCCGACGUCCAAAAACUACUUGCUGGUGACCGGACUACUGGCUGGCACCGGCUAUCAGUUUAGCGUCCUACCUCAGAAUAAACUCGGCUCUGGACCUUUCAGUGAAAUUGUUUCUGUGCGAACACAAGCUGUGCCAACAGAAAAACCUACAGUCAUCACCACUGUCCCAGUUCUGGAUCCUCCCAUACUUCUGUCAGCCAACCGGACUGAGCGAGGUGUUCUCCUCCAGUGGACACCUCCCGAGGCUCCAUCCUCUCCACUGACGGGCUACGUGCUGCAGGCUCGCAAAGAUCAGGGCCAGUGGGUCAUCCUCAGCAGCAACAUCAGUGCCAAUCAGAGUGAACUACUCGUACAAGGACUGCUAAGGGACUACAAAUAUGAUCUGAGGCUGAUGUCUCGUAGCAACAAAGUACUCAGUGAACCGAGUGAGUCUGUCAAUGUCUCCACCGUUGGGAUGGAAAUUUACCCCCUGCGCCCAAGUUUCUUGGAGGUCAUCCCUGAGCCCCUGUUGGCUGGUGUGUUAGGAGGAGUGUGCUUCCUGUUCAUGGCCAUCAUCCUCUCGUUGGUGACAGCCUGCUAUAUGAGUCACAGGAGACAACGCCGGCGCAGAAAGAGAAGACAAGAUCUCCCAUCUGCCUUCCAGAAGAGCUCAUCUCCAGACGCCCGCUCACCUCCUCGCAGCCCUGACAGUGUCCUCAAGCUGAAGCUGUGUCCACCACUUCCCUUCUUCCCUAACACCUCCUCCUCACAGUCCGACCGGUCGUCCUUUGAUAAGGGCAGCCGUGGGGAAUACCACGACCAGCGGAAACAACUGCUGUCCAACUCCUCUCCUCCACCACAUUACACACUCUUUGAGAGCCACUUGGGCUCUCAGGCCCCGUCACCCACUGCUCUGGAGUCCAUCUCCAGAGGUCCAGAUGGACGCUUCAUUGUCCAACCACUGCAAGGAGGUUCUAGCCCCGCCAAUAUGAAAAACUUGAAAGAGGACAUCCUACAAAUUAAUGGUGGGGCUAGUGGUUCAGGGAGCAACAGAACAUCUUUCAGGGACUCUCCAAAGUCAAGCAUUUUAAGCUCAGAGAAGGACGAGAGGAAGAAUUCUCCCCUCACUGUAGAUGUUCGAGAGCUGAGCAGGCCUCCUUCCUCUCCUGGAAGAGUGCGGGCCAUGGCCAGAAACUUCUCUCGCCACGGCUGCUUUUACUCUGAUGACGAACAAGGCUCAGAAGCCCUGCUGGAACGAGCCAGCUUCUAUUCAGACAACAGUGAGAAGAAACCCAGCGAUUCUCUCAGGAGAUGUCGCAUGGCGGGCCACGCAGAAGAUCUGUUCCCCAGUUUGGCCAGGAAAACUAAGCUUUUGGAUAGAGACAGACCACACCAUUCAGACUACCAACCUAUAGAGAGUCAAUUGACAAAUAAUAGCACCCUGGUCUCACAGCUUGACAGUGAGCUGGAGAGGGAUAGCAUUAACAAGUGUGUCCAACUGGCAAAGGAGAGGGAAAAAAUGGAGAGGGAGCUGGAGAGCUACACAGCCAAUCAGAGAAGUCAUGGUCAUGGAAGAGACGAGCGACAGUCUAAUAAGACAGAAGGCCCUCAAAGAGGCACACUUAAGUCAGAGGAAGAGCCUGUAUGGAAGCCACAAGAUGUUACUAUGAGACAGAAAUACAGGCCCUCAGGUCAAACAAGUCAAGUAUCUGACUAUCGGAGGGCCUGCUACUUUGGGAACACCAGCAGUCCCAUGGACCGGCUCCCUACGUCUCGCAUUCAUUGGGACAUUAGCCCUGUUACAUCGGUCACCAGCCUCAUUCCUGUACAGAGCCCCCGGGAGACCACAUCACCCCGGUCACAGCAUCCUCGAACAUGCAGGGAAACCACAGAGGACUCUUUUGCCAUUGAUUCAUCACGCUCUCCGGUCACCCAGAACACCUCCCUCCCCAUGCUCUCCCCAGAUGUCACCUCAGAAAGCCCCCCUGUCCUGUCCCAAACACCAGACAGAGCCAGGUCACUGAGUCCUCAGAGAGAGACAGAUACAUACCGAAAGUCAGUGAUUGAGCAGGGUUUAAGGGAAAAGACACAGGACAGAGGUGUUGCUUCAAGCUCCAGACAUUCGUAUGCUUAUGCAGGCACUCAGCCUACCAGAGGUCCUUCAGUUGACAGUGAUGGGCCUGAAAGUUCAGCUUCUGCUCCACAUAAUCAGCCUGAGAAAACUGCAGAAGUAGAUUACACGGCAACAAGGGAUCAGAGUCCAUCAAGUUAUUCUACCUUGCCUUAUGAACAUCAUGAAGUAGGGACGAAGGCCAAAGAAAAAGAGACUCAGGCUCCUGAUGACCGACGGUGUUCGGGGUUUUACUCUGACUUAGAGAGAGAAGGUGUGCGAACACGCUCAAGAAGGAGUGACAGAUGUCUCUUCUCUGAUAGUCCAAGCCCCAUUUCAACAUUGACUCUUGUAGAAGAGGUGGAGAGUGACCAGUCACAGUUUUCUGUCCCUGGAAUGUCAGGGUCCUUCAAGGCCAAGCCUGCAGCUCCAUCUCCCAGAAUGUCCUCACUGCAGACAAGUGCAAUUCUUGAGUACCUGAGCCUUCCAGGUUUCAUUGAAAUGAGUGUGGAUGAGCCUGUGGAUGAGGCUGAAGUCACAGGCACAGCUGGACAAGGUUCAGAACUAAAGCCAGAAAAAUCCCCAGGGGCUAAGCCUGAUGUGGUUCCUAAAAACUGGGAGGUUCAUGUUCAGGAAAACCGGGAAACAGUCUCAAACCAAAAGGUUUGCUUUGAACAGACUCAACACACGGGUGCCGCACAGUCCAGUUUUCAUGCUAGUACAAAACAGGACUUUAAACGCUACCCCCAAGGAGACGGUAGAGAUUCUUCACUUAGAGUUAGAUUUCCAGAUGAAACAAGACCAUCAUCACCUGCUCCAGAAAAAACUAGCAAGCAACUUUAUGAUGAGAAAACACAAAUUCGAGUUGGGACUAAAAGCACAGACAGACCUGAAUCAAGACUUGGAUCCAAGUCUGCUCACACCUUGUUCAGUGCAGCUAAAGGCAUGGCAGAUAUAGUAUCAAAACACUCACAGAGUUUUGUAGACAGUAGUGAGUCUUUAUCAGAGAAAUCCCAAAGACAAGCUUCUCAGGGCAGCAGGGCUAAUAAUAUUGCAUCACGAAUAUGUCAAGCUCCUGGGCCAUUUCUCAAGAAAUCCAUAAGCUUAGGCCCUUGCAGGACGCUCUCAGGUAUGGGACAGCCUCGUCCUUUCCUAAAGAAAUCUAUCAGUUUAGGCUCACAGAGGUGGGAGCACUUUGAGAGCCCAAGGACAUAUAUUUCUGAGAAAUGUUAUUGGGACGAGUUCCCAAACCCAGAUAUCAGAUCCUACAGUUUGGGUCGCAGUCCGUCUUCCUUUCCCAGACCAGGACCCUCCUGGAGGGAGUAUGUCCCAUUCAGACGCCCCAGCAUGGGGAGCUUAGAGAGGCCUCACCAUGCACCAAGAUCUUUAGCAAGUCCUUCCUACCUCACUCCUUCGAUGUACUCUUCCAGACAGGCUUCAAUCUCCCCCAUGCUGGAACCCUCCGAUCCCCGACGGCAAGCUACUGUUUUCCCAGAAUCCUCCAGGUGGUCUCCCUCUUAUCAAGAUACCCUGAGGUCUGCCCAGCAUAAAUAUGUCCCCAUGCCCUCCUCCAUCCCUGUUCCUCAGUACCAGUACCAACACUGGCCAGGAUCAAGGGGGGAAAACCUGAGACCCAUGGAACCCAGGAGGGGCCCUCCAAGGUCCUACCUGCCCAGGGGCAUCAGUUGGCCCUCACCUUACUACGCCCCUGUCCCACCAAGGGAAAGAGAGAGUUACAGACAGCCAGACAGGGUGAUGGGGAGGGGAGGGGAGCCAGAGACCCGGGAGGUCAGAGAGAUCAGGGAGGGAGGGAGGGCCAGUUAUGCCAGUCAGAGCAGUGGCAGAGGAAGCGCUGGUCUCUUCCGACAAUCUCUGUCCAUCACUCCAACACUGCUCAGCUCGCCCGAAACCACAGAGGAAAGCGAGAGGCACAGAGCUGAGACGGAGCUGCCUGAGAGGAGAGCAAAAAGAAGGAACACCUCAGUAGAUGAGAGUUAUGAGUGGGACUCUGCCGAUGCCUGCGUGGACUCGGAGGUCCUGGAGGCCAUGAGAUUUGAUCAGUCACAAAUGGGUUUUCAGAGAGGCAGAGGGGAGCUCAGAUCUGAUCAAGCUGUUGGCCUCCAGGACCAGCAGCAGGAAGGCCCGUCUCCCUCAGUCAGCCCUCCAGCUUCCAUCCCACCUCGCUGCCAGUACAGCCGCUCCCUAAGUGAGGCGCGCUUCAACGCUCUCCGCCAGGAGUACCAAGAGUACAGGCGGGCUCAGGAAUCCCUCUGUUCCCGUGAGCCCUGCCUCACCACUGGCCACGGUUCAGACUCCGACUCCAGCUCAGCGCUGCUCUAGCAGCUUAAGUCGGUAUAUCUCAGACAGACACCCAAUAGCGGUUUUACUGAACAGACGACAACACUGUGGUCCUGGACACUGUCGCACCUCGCUGGAGCUUUGUCCCGUGAGAAAGCUCAUUGUUUAAAGUUUUUCCUCCUCUGUUACAGCAGACUAAAGAGACAGCACUGUAUGCCAUCAAAUGUGACAGGCUGUGACUCCUCAGUCCUUAUCAGAGGACGUAUUCCUUUUCUUGUACUUGUUCUUUGCAUGCUGAAGCUGAGAAGGGAUUAUUUAUUUUUCUAAGAAGCUUGUGCAGCUGUAUUUUAGGAUUUUCUUUUUCAACUUUGACAAUCAGGCACACGCGGCUGCUCUGAGAAAUGAAACGCCUCACUUGACCAAGUUCACGUCAGCCCUGCUUUAUAAAAGCAGCAGCCUGCCAUGCAAAGAAGUCCGUGUCUCAUGUUUAUGUCCAUCCCAUCAAACAGAAUGACAAUAAAGAGAUGCUAAUGACAAUUAUGUAACUGUGUGCCCAGGAGAACAUGUGGAUGUGCUUUGUGAUCUGCCUGUUUCCCUCUGAAUAUGAAGUACUUGAAUACUACUACGUAAAGAUCACAUCGUUAGUUAACUCUUUUUUGUACUUUAUGAGUAGAAAAUCUCUCGGCAGUUCACGGUAUCCCACUUUGUUACUUUAAAAUCAUUUUCCUGCUGGUUACCUGAUUUCCUGUUUUAUCCGUUCCCCUGUGGAGACUUAAUGCGUCACUUCAAAUGGCCUCCCAGUAUUUGGUCAAAAUGUACAAAUGUUUAUAUGUACCUAAAUGUGAAUGAACCCUGCUGUUUUAUUGUAUAUUCCAUUUCAUGGUUUCAUCAGAUGAGAAAAUGCUACUUUACUCCACCUGAGUCGGUCAGAUGUUGCUUCUGGGAUUUUUGCCUUAUUUUUGUUCACGGCUCGAUUGACCACGAAAGUUUUGAGCUGACAGGCGAUAAUCAACCAAAACUGAUCAGAGGUUUUAAAAUGAUUGACAAGUUUGUACCUUUUUUACACACGUUUAGCUCACAAGAUGAGCUUUUCUGUAUAUUUAUUGAGGUGAGUUAUGAUAUGCAACAAUGUUUACAAUUCACAUCACUGAUGUGAAGGCAACACUGUGAAUAUUUCAUCGACUUCUGGUUCUGUAUUUGAAUUUGCAAGUCUGUCAUGAAAUUUGUGCCCAUUAGUUGUUGUUGUUUUGUUUGUUUUUUUACAUCUUCUGACAAACAUAAGUUUAAAGAAAAUCUUUGUAGCUAUACUUUGUACUGAAGAAAAAAAAGAUGAAAAUCUUCAUAUGGAGCAAGUAUGCAUUUCUGGUGAUGGUUUUGUACAAACUGAAAGUUUUUAUAUCUCACCGCCUGGUUGUUUUUGUCAUUUUUAUAUGUUUGUAAUGAAUAAAUUGUUUUAUUCUGAA